CGGCGCGCCGUACCCCCCUCCGGCGCUGGCGCAAUGGUGCGGGCCGGCCGGGGAGGUGUGGGCUCGGGGUUUGAACGCGCCAACUUCUCCAGCGGUCGGGGGCGAGCGCCGGGGCGGCGGCGAGGGCGAGUGAUGCGCAGAGCUGAAACCAUGGUUCAUCAGGUGCUCUACCGGGCGCUGGUCUCCACCAAGUGGCUGGCGGAGUCGGUUCGGGCUGGCAAGCUGGGGCCAGGCCUGCGGGUGCUGGACGCGUCCUGGUACUCGCCGGGCACCCGCGAGGCCCGCAAGGAGUACCUAGAGCGGCAUGUGCCCGGAGCCUCCUUCUUUGACAUAGAGGAGUGCCGCAACACGGCGUCGCCCUACGAGAUGAUGCUGCCCAGCGAGGCCCACUUCGCCGACUACGUGGGCCGCCUGGGCAUCAGCAACCAGACGCACGUGGUGGUGUACGACGGGGACAACCUGGGCUGCUUCUAUGCGCCCCGGGUCUGGUGGAUGUUCCGUGUGUUUGGCCACCGCACCGUGUCAGUGCUCAAUGGCGGCUUCCGGAACUGGCUGAAGGAGGGCCACCCGGUGACGUCUGAGCCCUCACGCCCAGAGCCGGCCGUCUUCAAAGCCACACUGGACCGCUCCCUGCUCAAGACCUACGAGCAGGUGCUGGAGAACCUCGAGUCUAAGAGGUUCCAGCUGGUGGAUUCACGGUCCCAAGGACGGUACCUGGGCACUGAGCCAGAGCCAGAUGCAGUAGGACUGGACCCGGGCCACAUCCGAGGCUCAGUCAACAUGCCGUUCAUGGACUUCUUGACCGCGGACGGCUUCGAGAAGAGCCCAGAGGAGCUGCGUGCUAUGUUCGAGGCCAAGAAGGUGAACCUAGCGCAGCCCCUCAUUGCCACGUGCCGGAAGGGAGUCACCGCCUGCCACAUCGCCCUGGCCGCCUACGUCUGCGGCAAGCCGGAUGUGGCCGUCUAUGAUGGCUCCUGGUCUGAGUGGUUCCGCCGGGCACCCCCGGAGACCCGUGUGUCCCAGUGGAGGCGCGAGAAGGCCUGAGUGGCGGGCCUCCUCACUGGCUGGCAGCUCCCAUCUGUUUAGCGACCGCAGCCUGACAUGCAGCGUGUACCUCUUCAGCAAAGGAGACUGACCAGGUUUUAGAAUUCCUACGCAGAGCUCUCCUUUCCCUCGAAACACUGGAAUAAAUUGCC
Mirounga angustirostris (Northern elephant seal) is the source of this 1196-nucleotide messenger RNA. RefSeq names its product thiosulfate sulfurtransferase (gene TST). The coding region runs from base 34 to 1044 and encodes 336 amino acids. The record is from RefSeq and is a predicted model, not a curated record. Gene Ontology annotation, molecular function: thiosulfate-cyanide sulfurtransferase activity. The transcript has 3 exons. Gene Ontology annotation, cellular component: mitochondrion. Lineage: Eukaryota; Metazoa; Chordata; Mammalia; Carnivora; Phocidae.